Molecule: messenger RNA, 3291 nt
Organism: Linum tenue
Lineage: Eukaryota; Viridiplantae; Streptophyta; Magnoliopsida; Malpighiales; Linaceae
Source: the annotation of a GenBank genome assembly
GUUGAAGUCACAUCUAUAGACUUGAAAUUCAAGGAUUCACAAGUGGACUAAAAUGUAAGCAAGGAAGUGUUUGUAGCUGUAACGAAGAACUCACAUCUAUAGACUUGAAAUUCAAGGAUUCACCAGUGGACUAAAAUGUUUGUAGUGUGCCUGUUGCUAUUGCCUUCUACAAGUUAGGGACCAGUGUAGGAAUCGUGUUGCAUGGUCCUAUUCCUAAAUGAAUUGAACAGAAAGACUUACUGUAUGAGAUGGAUCCCAAGUUGCUUUGUCGUUAUUGUUGACUAUGAAGUUUCCAUCUACUUCUUUAUGAGUGUGGUAGCCCAAUCUAUCUACCCAACUAUUUUCUAGGGGAAGGCAGAUCAAGUUCAUCAAUCCACAACACAUGUGGGUGUAUGAAGAAUUGGAGGAGAGCAAUUAAUAAUUUUGAGUUGUAGUUGUUUGAUAAUGAAGUGACAGAAUUUAUCACUCUGUCUAUGAGGUCCCCAUGCUGUAAAUGGGGCUUGACUUGUGGUCUGAAUUUCUUCUUUUUAACUGUUCCUUUGAGGCCAGUAACUAUUCAUGACACAAAAUAAACCCUGUCGUGGGUAGCUCAUUUGUUGUUACCACUUUCCUGGAAUGAUGAGAGUGUCAGUUGCUAGGCAUCCGAAGGUUUGAUACUGUCCAACUAUGUAGGUUCUGUUCGUAAAUGAAUUAAGGUUAUGUUACUGGCCUGAUUCCUUCCGAAUAUUUGUCCUAAUGUUGAUGAUUAUAGCUAAUGCUAUGCUAGGAACUUUUGUACCUUUUAUUUCUGUUCUGGAGUUUUGGUAUGUUAAAAAAGGAAGAUGCUAGUUUCCCUUUGAAAUCUAUGGUUCUGGUGCAAUUUAUAGCAGGAGUGCUGACUCAAAUGCUACUGUUGAUUGGAGAGGAGACGGAUUCUGUUUAGAUGGAGGCUGGUGGAGGAUUUUAUUGCCUGUGCUGCUGCGGUGAAUUUGUGGCUGGUGGUGGUGGUGGGGAUGCUGUGUUGUGACCAUUCGGGUGGCAUGUGCCAAGUGUUAUUGUCUUGGCCAGAACGGGAAGGGGGAAGAUCCACUUGAAGACCUCUGACAAAUUUAAUUCCACUUGUUUGCUUGAUGGGAAAGUAGAUUAAUCACCUCGUCUGAAAGUGACAUCCUUUUUUUCUGGGCCGAAGGGCACCUUUUAUUUCGUGUUUGUUUUCAUCAUCUUCAUUUCUGUGGUACCUGGAGCCCUCUUUAAAAAUCAGGGGAAGAGAGGUUGGUAAUCUGUUUUCCUUGAAGGGAACAUCAGAAGUUUCUCUUUAAAAACUGUUGUAUCUCCAUUCUCAACUCUGGGUUUUGGAAGGUGAAACAACUGCAAACCUAAAGACUGAGCUGUGGUUUCCAACCUGCAAAGGGGCCUUCAGCGUUUCCAGCCUUCUGUCCUUUUACUGCUUCAUUCCAGCUUGCCGUAAUUAGCUAUUUUGAACUCUGAAUGCUAGAUAUUGGAGUAGAUGUAUCUAUGAAGGCAACUGUAAAUGAGACAUACUGAUAGAACCACAAUAUUUCUCUCGUUCUGUGACGACUACUUCUGUUGUUAUGGAGUGGAAUUUGAAGGCUGCAUCGGAUUGGGACUGGGAUAACAUAACUGGGUUUAGCUCCAAGACAUGUGGCACUGAGAAACAAGUAAAGCACUUCUUAACCCAUGAUGAUGCUGAAGAAGGACUUGGAGGAAUCAAUAGUGGAUACAUCUACUCACCUGGAUGUGGUGGUGGUUUUUCAGGCUCUGAUUCAGGACAUGGCUCUUCAUCUAAGAGCUCUGGGGAAGGACUUCCUGACUAUAUCAGUAAGAAACAUUUGAGCAUCGUGGGAAAUGUUGAGAAUGUUUCGACCAUGGAUGCUUCUGCCAGCUCUGGGGAACAAGUAAUUGGUUUGAAGCUUGGUAAACGAACGUACUUUGAAGAUGUAUGCGCGCCUGGAAAUGGCAAGUCAUCAUCUUCAUCUGCUUCCGUGAUUGCUAGCUCAUCUGUUGCUGCUGGAAAGAGAACUAGGGCCCCGUGUCAGAGUUUACAAUCACCAUGCUGUCAAGUUGAAGGAUGCAACCUUGACCUCAAGUCAGCUAAAGAUUACCAUCGGAGGCAUAGAAUAUGCGAGAAUCACUCAAAAAGUCCCAAGGUUAUUGUUGCUGGCCUGGAACGCCGGUUUUGCCAGCAGUGCAGCAGGUUCCAUGAGUUGUCAGAAUUUGAUGACAAGAAGCGAAGCUGUCGUAGACGUCUGUCCGAUCACAAUGCACGUCGUCGCAGGCCGCAGCCAGAGGCACUCCAAUUCGGUUCAACUCUGUCUGCAUCGAUAUAUGAUAAUAGACGGCAGAUGAACGUUAUGUGGAAUAGGGUUCCUUUACCAGCUAAAAGUUUCACCUGGCCAACCAGCUGUGGGCUUAAAUUCACACAAGAAGGAGAUCCUUUCCAUAGAUAUGCGAAAACAGAAGGCAUGAGUAGGCAGAUGAGUGAUUUGUCUAAUGAAUUGAAUGACUCAACUUCUGCCUUGCCAAUGAUCUCAGACAAGUGUCUGUCUUUCAGGAGCAGUACACCUCAGAUCUUUAAUCAAGGUUUCGAGGGGUCUGCAGUAACUUGCAACCAAGAGAUGAACCCUGAGUUAGGGGGUGCUCUCUCUCUUCUGUCAACCACUUCCUCCUGGGGUAUGAAUGAGCCUCCUGAUUCAGCGCCGUUCGACCAGCUUAUGCUCGUGAACGAAACAAGUGCGGGCCAGACGAUGAUGCACGCAGAACCGCAGAGCUGGUCGCUCUCAUCAUCAGAAAAUGCGCCAAUGGAGUCCCGGGUGAAUUCGUUCGAUUUACAAGACAAUGAAAGCAUCAGUUUCCAGCAGUUCCAGCCGUUCAAAACACCUUAUCACUCCAACUGCUUCUACUCUGAUCAGAUGGACUAAGCUAUUGGAAACUGAUGCUUAGUAUGCUGAUCCAUGCUAUGAAUUUGUUGAUUCCGGUGCUGCGUUGUUAACUGGUUUUCUAAGCAAGCCAAAAACCAGUUGCCCUUCUCCCUAUCCUCACUCGUAGUCAAUUGUUAAUUGCUGUUGAACUCAGAUUUUACUUUCGUUGCAAACGUUUGGUUGAGCAGGCUUAGAAUCCUCUGGUUUGACGUCAAUUGUUUAGGUGAAUGAAUGUUGGGUUCACUUCUUGAUCAUGGGAUGUGGGAUGGUUAGUGUUCCUAGCAAGUUGCGACUUUAUCCAAUGUGGUUCCUGGAUUUGGCGAAAUGAAUAAAAUUUCAAAGACAAUCAACGAUGUUAAUGACUUCUGUAUCA